AUGGCCAGUGGACCGGAAAUGUUGGCCCCCAUUUGUCUGGUGGAAAACCACAGUGAGCAGCUGUCGGUGAACCAGGAAGCCAUCGAGAUUCUGGACAGGAUUUCCCAGCCAGUCAUUGUGGUGGCCAUUGCUGGACUGUAUCGCACAGGAAAGUCUUACUUGAUGAACUGUCUGGCAGGGCAGAACCAUGGCUUCCCCCUGGGCUCCACAGUACAGUCUGAAACCAAGGGUAUCUGGAUGUGGUGCGUGUCUCACCCCACCAAACCAAAGCACACCCUGGUCCUUCUGGAUACCGAGGGCCUGGGUGACGUGGAAAAGGGGGACCCUAAGAAUGACUCGUGGAUCUUCGCCCUGGCCGUGCUUCUGAGCAGCACCUUUGUCUACAACAGUAUGGGCACCAUCAACCACCAGGCCCUGGAGCAGCUGCAUUAUGUCACAGAACUCACAGAACUAAUAAGGGCAAAGUCCUCUUCGGAUCCCAAUGGAAUAGAGGAUUCUACAGAAUUUGUGGGUUUCUUUCCAGACUUUGUCUGGACCGUUCGGGAUUUCAUGCUGGAGCUGAAGCUGAAUGGACACCCCAUCACAGAAGAUGAGUACCUGGAGAAUGCGCUGAAGCUGAUUCCAGGUAACAAUCCUAGAAUCCAAGCAUCCAAUUUGCCCAGGGAAUGCAUCCGGCGUUUCUUCCCAAAACGGAAGUGCUUUGUCUUUGACCGGCCAACAUUUGACAAAGGACUCCUACUCAGUAUUGAGACUAUCUCAGAAGAUCAGCUGGACCCUAAAUUUCAGGAACACACAAAGGGUUUCAUUUCUUACAUCUUCGUGUCUGGAAAGAUCAAGACUCUCAGAGAGGGAAUUGUGGUUACUGGGAAUCGAUUGGGGGCUCUGGUGACAACCUAUGUGGAUGCCAUUAACAGCGGAGCAGUGCCUUGUCUGGACGAUGCGGUGACAACCCUGGCUCAGCGUGAGAACUCCAUGGCUGUGCAGAAGGCAGUUGACCACUACAGUGAGCAGAUGGUCCAGCGAGUGAGUCUCCCCACAGACACGCUCCAGGAGCUGCUGGACAUGCACACAGCCUGUGAGAGGGAAGCCAUUGCCGUGUUCAUGGAGCACUCCUUCAGGGAUGAAAAUCAGGAAUUCCAGAAGAAGCUAGUGGAAUCAAUAGAGAUUAAGAGGGCAGAGUUCCUGCUGAAGAAUGAAGAGGCGUCAGAUAAAUACUGCCAGGAAGAAAUGAAUCAGCUUUCAGAAGCCCUAAUGGAAAAUAUUUCAGCAGGAACAUUCUUGGUUCCCAGAGGACACAAGCUCUACAUGGAAAGAAGGGAAAAGAUUGAGCAGGACUACUGGGAAGUGCCCAGGAAAGGAGUCAAGGCAAGGGAAGUCUUCCAGAAGUUCCUGGAGGCACAGGCAGCCAUUGAGAGUUCCAUCCUGAAGGCAGACACAGCCCUCACUGCUGGGGAGAAGGCCAUUGCAGAGGAGCGGGCCCAGAAGGAGGCGGCUGAGAAGGAGCAGGAGCUGCUGAGGCAAAAGCACAAGGAGCAGCAGCAAUUGAUGGAGACUCAAGAGAGAAGCCACAGGGAGAACCUUGAGCAGCUCCGAGAAAAGCUGGUGCAGGAGAGAGAAGAGAUGAUGAGAGAGCAGGAAAAGAUGAUGGAGCACAAGCUGCAGCAUGUGGCUUUUGUUCCCCCUGCACUGUCAGUUCAUAUAAAAGAAAAAGAACAGAAAGAGGAAGGAGACCAAGAGGUGAGGAACAGGCAGGUGGGGACUGCACUGGACCUGUGGUGUGAGGACCAGGUGACCAUGGCUUCUGAGUCUACUGGAUAUCCCGUGGCUCCCACGUGUCUAGUAGACUAUAGGAAUGGGCAGCUAUCCAUUAACAAGGAUUCCUUGAGGACUCUUCAGAAGAUAGCGGAGCCUGUGGUGGCUGUGGCAAUUGUGGGAUUGUAUAAUAAAGGAAAAUCCUACUUGAUGAACCUUCUUGCAGAAGAAAACAUUGGAUUUCUUCUCCUGGACCCCACUAUAGAAUCUGACACCAAGGGCAUCUGGAUUUGGAAUAUGCCCCACACUUUUAAACCGAACCACAGAUUUGUCCUUCUGAGUGUCGAGGGCCUAGGUGAUGGAGAAAAGGGCGAUCCUAAGAGUGACUCGUGGCUCUUCACACUGGCCGUGCUCCUGAGCAGCACUUUGAUCUACAACAGUGUGAGCAGCAUCACUGACGAGGCCCUGGAGCAGCUGCAUUAUGUGACAGAGCUCACAGAGCUAAUCAGGGUGAAGUCUGCGCCAAGUCCUGACGGAGUAAAGGAUGCCGUUGAGUUUAUGAGUUUCUUUCCAGAUUUUAUCUGGACUCUGCUGGAUUUCACCCUGGAGCUGGAGACAGCUGGUCGCCCUGUCACAGAAGAUGAGUACUUGGAGAAGGCCCUGAAGCUCAUCCCAGGUGACAGUCUUAGAGUUCAAAAUGCCAACAAAUCCAGAGAAUGUAUCAGGCGUUUCUUUCCAAAACGGAAGUGUUUUGUUUUUGAUCCUCCAACAUAUCCACAGGAGCUCCAAGUUUAUAGGGAAGAGGACUUGGAGAUUCCUCUGGAUUCCAAAUUCCAAAAACAAUCAAAAAAUUUCAGUUCUUACAUCUUUACCCAUGCGAAGACCAAGACUCUCAGGGGUGGAAUGGAAGUCUCUGGAGAAUGGAUGGGGACACUGGUGGAGGCCUAUGUGAAUGCCAUCAACAGUGGAAUGAUACCUUGUUUGGAGAAUGCUGUAACAACUCUGGCCCGAUCUCAAAACUCAGAGGCUGUAGAGAAGGCAGCCAAACACUACACUGAGUGUUUUGUCCAGAAAUGGAUCCCUGACAUAAACAGGUACCAGGAGGUGCUGGACGUGCAUGCAGCCUGUGAGAGGGAAGCCAUUGCUGUCUUCAUGGAGCACUCCUUCAAGGAUGAUAAGCAGGAGUUCCAGAAGAGGAUGCUGGACGUCACAAUGGAUAAGAAGGUAGAAUUCUUGCUAAUGACUGAAGGGCCAAGUUAUUCCUACUGUAGGAAUCAGCUGGAUCGUCUUUCAAAGGCUCUAAAGAAAGGAAUUUCGAAAGGAAACUUCUCUGUUCCUGGAGGACACAAGCUCUAUAAGGAGUCAAAGGAAAAGAUUGAACAAGAGUACUGGCAACUCUGCAGCAAAGGAACAGAUGCAAGAGAACUCUUUCAGAGGUUCUUGAAAUUAGAGAUCGCAAAAGAGAAAACCAUUCUGCAGGCAGAUACCAUUCUCAGUGACGAAGAGAAGGCAAUGGCAGUGGAGCAGGCCAAGACAGAGGCAGCAGAGAACAAACAGGAGCUCCUAAGACAGUGUGAACAAGAGCAUCAGCACUGGGUAAAGGUUCGAGAAAAGAGUCUCAAGGAAAACAUAGAGCAACUGAAAAGGAAGCUGGAGAGGGAGAGAGAUCGGCUAGUGAGAGAGAUGAGCGUGAUGGUGGCAUACAAGCUGCAGCUCCAAAAGGAUUUUCUUGAGGAAGGAUUUGAGAAGAAAUUUGAAGAAAUGGGCACAGAGAUAAAUUAUUUGAAAAAUAUGAUUUCUACAACAAAAAACAUCUGGGUUGAACAAACAUUGGACAGAUUCGGCAAUGAGCUAGCCUCAAUAUUGUCUGUCCCUUCCAUACAGUUUGCUGAGGUUCACACAGGCAUGAACUGACUGCUAACGGCUAGCUGCUUUUCUGUGGAAAUUAUUGGCGUAUCCAUUUUUCUAUUAUGAUUUUCUGUGGAGAUGGGAAUAAAUGUCUGUUCUUUCUGGAAUUUGCUUUUACAAAAUUAGAUGUUCUGACAAAAAGUGCAUACCCACUCGCCACUGUGUGUUUCCGAGGAGUUAUCUGUUAAUUACUAUAUAGUGAUUUUCUAUUUUUCCUUUCAAAUAUUUUUUUGUUUUUGAAUCUAUGUUCACUUUCAGUUUAUAUAUGUGGGAAUAUCUUUUUCCAUACUUUAGACUUUCAGUUUGUGUAUGUCUUUACUGUUGAAGUGGAAUAUUUGACAAGAAUCUACCUGCAUUAAUAAUUAAAGCUCUCUUCAAGCUAAGAACUUC
This is a messenger RNA of Nannospalax galili (Upper Galilee mountains blind mole rat), 4050 nucleotides long. RefSeq names its product guanylate-binding protein 6-like. Lineage: Eukaryota; Metazoa; Chordata; Mammalia; Rodentia; Spalacidae. Gene Ontology annotation, molecular function: GTP binding; GTPase activity. The record is from RefSeq and is a predicted model, not a curated record. The transcript is spliced from 20 exons. Bases 1 to 3666 code for a protein of 1221 amino acids. Gene Ontology annotation, biological process: defense response to Gram-positive bacterium; defense response to protozoan.